GUUCGCCGGAAACAUUCAUCAAACUCAGUCUGAUUCGGUACCUGUCGCUCAACGGAGAAGGAAACAUUUGCAUCAUGCAGGCGGUUCAAAGUUUCGUUGCUUUGAUGCUGUUGGCCACCCUUUACGUAGGAUCAUCGAUUGCAAAUUCAUAUACUUGUCCUCCCAAUGCGGAAUUUACCUCAAACGCGCCGUGUGAUUACUUCUGCGGAAUACCGUGCGAUUACAAGGGUGUCACGAAUGUGUGUAUCUGUCGCGAUGGUUACCUGAAGGAUCCGAACACGAUGCAGUGUGUGCUCGAGGGCCAGUGUUCGAUUGCGGCCGAAGUUCCUGUCCUUCGUGGUGCUCCAUCGUUCACGUUUUCGUGCUUCACCUCCUAACCAGUGAGUGGAGUCUGGACAAACUUUUAGGUUUUUUGGUGGAAUGUUUAACGAAAAUCCCUUCAACUGUUUUAUUUUGGAAGAAUAAAUAAGCAAAUGGUGCUGUAAA
This is a messenger RNA of Anopheles stephensi (Asian malaria mosquito), 486 nucleotides long. Its product is annotated as accessory gland protein Acp62F-like. NCBI's taxonomy places the organism in Eukaryota, Metazoa, Arthropoda, Insecta, Diptera, Culicidae. The record is from RefSeq and is a predicted model, not a curated record. The transcript is spliced from 2 exons. The coding region runs from base 75 to 377 and encodes 100 amino acids.